AAUCCAGUUAAAAAUGGCAGAGUUAUGGUCGCUAGAAAACCUCUAGAAGAUUGUACAAAUUGAACCUAGAAGUCUAGUAAUGGUUUCUAAAUAUUCCACUUUUGGAUGGAGGAGAGGGGAGAAAUCUUCUUCUUGCUGCUACAGGAUUAAGAUACUGUGGAGAAAACUGUGUCCUUGUUGGCCUUUUCAGAAAGGAGAAGACAUGGCUCCUUUAACAGAAAAUGAUGGAUCCAAUACUCCUGUUAGAUACCGCCGAUCCAACAGGAGAACUAGUUCCCAGCCAUAUCUACAAUCAAUAAAUAAUUAUAAUCCUGUUCCGAAUAUCACGCUUGAUCGUUGGGAUACUAUUGUAAGCGAUCAAGAGGAUUCUGAAAAUGGUUUAAACCAUCAGAGACCUUUAUCCAGAAUUUGUUCCCCAAGACCAAGCAUUGAUCUUGGAUCCUACAGACUAGAAGCGGAGCGGAGGAAAAGUUUAUCCCCUGAACCUCCUAAACGUAGAAGAAGUUUAGCUCCUUCAUAUUUCUUUAGGAGAAGAUCUAAAGAUGAUGCCGAUAUCUCAAGCAAGUCAGGAACACCCUCACCUAUGGUCUCUCGGGGAGGAGGUUCCAGCGCCUGCGACCUAACUGAUCUCAGAGACUUCCCUCGCAGUGUGAGGGAAGGAAGUGCCCCUCGAAGUGUGAGAGAGGGAAGUGCCCCACGUAGUGUGAGAGAAGGGAGUGUUCCUCGCAGUGUGAGGGAGGGAAGUACAGGAAGUAACGAUACCGUAGACGGUGAAGAUGAAAAAUUUAAAUCAAGCACUUUAGGAAAUAGGUCUGAAUCUCUUGCCAGUAUUUAUAGCCAGGGAGAGGGAAGGUACGGUACAGUGAGUGUACAUGGAGAUAUUGAGUUUGGGUUUAUGUACAACCUGAGUUCUGGCUCCCUGGAUAUCAGUAUUAAACAGUGUAGAGAUCUAGCAGCUGUGGAUACUAAACGUAACAGAUCAGACCCUUAUGUAAAAGUAUAUUUGCUGCCGGACAAGAGUAAACCAGGGAAAAGAAAAACUAAAGUUAAGAAACAUACUCUCAAUCCAGUAUUCGAGGAAAUACUCAAGUUCAUGAUGCCCUUGGUGGAGGUAGAGAGGAGAACGAUGUGGAUCUCUGUCUGGCACUCCGACAUGUUCGGCAGGAAUGAUUUCCUUGGCGAGGUAAGUUGUUACCUGCUACCGGACCGUGUUGGGAAAAACAAACAAAAAACCAGUAUUUGUCGGCGCACCACCUCCCCCCGCUGGGACACCACGAUGACAUGGGAUGACCUUAGUAUCAGUGAGGUUGAGGAUCGUAGCCUGGAGAUCAUUCUUUACGAUCAUGACAGGAUGGGCCAUCAUGAGAUGAUGGGAGGAAUUAGGCUGAACUUAGGAACUGGUAAGCAUGGUGGUAAGGCAGCUUCCUGGAUGGAUGGAGCAGGACGAGAACUCACUUUAUGGCAGCAAAUGUUGGAUCGUCAGAACUUCUGGGUCGAGGGGAGCGUGCCGGUCAGAACAUUCCUAGAACCAGUCAAUACCAGGAGUGAGAAACAGUAAAGGAGCUAGAAACAGAAGUUACGGCGUACCAGGAGCUUGAAACAGUAGUUGGAUAUCAGGAGUGAGGAACAGGAAUGAUUGGAUAACAGGAGUGAGGAACAGAAAUAACUGGAUAUCUGGAGUAAAGACCGAAAUGACAAGAUACCAGAAGUAAAGAACAGAAAUGAUAGGAUAUCAGGAGUGAGAAACAGGGAUGAUUUUGAAUAACAGGAGCUAGAAACAUACACAAUUGGAUAUUCAGAGCUAGAAACAUAAUUUGUUGGAAAUCAGGAGCUAAAAACAGCAUUUGUUGGAUAUCAGAAUCUAGAAACAGCAUUUGUUGGAUAUCAGGAUCUAGAAAUAGCAUUUGUUGGCUAUCAGAGUCUAGAAACAGCAUUUGUUGGAUAUCAGAAUCUAGAAACAGCCUUUGUUGGAUAUUAGUAUCUAGAAACAGCAUUUGUUGGUUAUCAGGAUCUAGAAACAGUAUUUGUUGGAUAGUAGAAUCUAGAAACAGCAUUUGUUGGAUAUCAGGAUAUAGAAACAGUAACAUAUGAGUUGCUCCACCUGCCAUAUUACUUCAUUUACGAAUCUUUCUCCUUUAUCGCGUGAGUAAAUUCAAGGAAAAUAUGAUCCAUUAUCAUGGUAAAACUAUCUAGUAUCUAUCAUAUCAUAAACACUAUACAGUGAUCUUCAUAUCAGGAGAGAAAAAAACAUCAAAAUUUAAAUUUUUAAACAACGGAAAUAAAAUAACGUGGCAUAUCUA
This is a messenger RNA of Eurytemora carolleeae, 2300 nucleotides long. Its product is annotated as synaptotagmin-like protein 2. The record is from RefSeq and is a predicted model, not a curated record. NCBI's taxonomy places the organism in Eukaryota, Metazoa, Arthropoda, Copepoda, Calanoida, Temoridae. Gene Ontology annotation, cellular component: plasma membrane; exocytic vesicle. The transcript is spliced from 14 exons. Bases 80 to 1558 code for a protein of 492 amino acids. Gene Ontology annotation, biological process: exocytosis. Gene Ontology annotation, molecular function: neurexin family protein binding.